This is a messenger RNA of Suillus discolor, 1074 nucleotides long. RefSeq lists its product as uncharacterized. Bases 1 to 1074 code for a protein of 357 amino acids. The transcript has a single exon. The record is from RefSeq and is a predicted model, not a curated record. NCBI's taxonomy places the organism in Eukaryota, Fungi, Basidiomycota, Agaricomycetes, Boletales, Suillaceae.
AUGGAUAAUCAAGUUGCCGAGUUCGAGACCCAGGAAAAGGAGUGGGCCGUGGAUCGCAUUUUGUCCCAUAAAGGGAACAGAUCGGACACAGAGUUCGAGGUAAAGUGGAAAGCGGGCGACGUGACCUGGCUCCCAUACGACCAAGUCGAUCAUCUUGGUGCGUUGCAGGACUAUUUCGAUGUCUUAGGGAUCGAGACCAUUGCUGACCUGGUAGGUGGCAACGAGGCACCGUCUGUCGAGCACUAUCAUGUGUUUUUUGGGGCUAUGGACCUCUGGGAGGACUACAUUAAGACCCCUGCUCGACAAGACUUUUCCCCCUCCACUUCCUCACGACAAUCACCAUACUCCAUGUCCAACACGCCCAACACCAACUCCGCUCCCGCCCCGCUGCUACGACCUUUGGGCAAUGGACGUUUCGUACUCCCAGAUCGUUACAGUCCCAACGUCACCUUACUCCUAACCCUCGACCAAAUCCGCAUGUAUCUGCAGCAUGACGCUGACCUACGCGGAGGAGCAACCCCCAGCUCUAUCCCUACCCCCAUUGGAUAUGACAAAUUUGCGAUCGCCUUAAACACCAACGCGGGGAAUGGAAUCCAAGUUGCCUUCGUACCAGAAGGAGAGGCGGGUGUACACAUCACAGGCCGUCCCCCCGCGCUAGCUGAGUUGGUGGGACUUGAAGCCACCCGGCGCACCUUGCCUGCACCUCACGACCCAAGAGAAGACGCCGGCAGGAAAUGGCUUGACCCCUGCUGGACCGAGCUGAUGGACGAAGCGCUAUGGGAUAAUCUUGAGUGCAUAAAGAAACAGAGACAGUGGAGAGAGAAAGGGGUAUCCGAAAGGCAGGCUAAGCGCCAGAGGCGAGAGGUAGAGGAAGCCAUGAAACCGUUCGCACCUUCCAAGGCCGUGACCAAUGCUGUCGCGGGCCCAUCCAACACUUCCCCUCCUGCCCCUGCCUUGCCGCCUCCAGAGUUACCACCGACCCCGGAGGACCAUGAUGAAGAAAUGUCAGAGUCCAACGAGACCACUGCCGAGGCGCGCGCUGCCAAAGCCAAGGGCCGCAUCCCGAAGAAGUGA